Messenger RNA from Carassius auratus (goldfish), 6201 nucleotides. RefSeq names its product glutamate receptor ionotropic, NMDA 2B-like. The record is from RefSeq and is a predicted model, not a curated record. Gene Ontology annotation, cellular component: membrane. Lineage: Eukaryota; Metazoa; Chordata; Actinopteri; Cypriniformes; Cyprinidae. The transcript has 19 exons. Gene Ontology annotation, molecular function: ligand-gated monoatomic ion channel activity; signaling receptor activity. Bases 1135 to 5877 code for a protein of 1580 amino acids. Gene Ontology annotation, biological process: monoatomic ion transport.
GAGAGGGAGAGGGGGAGGGAGAGAGAUAGGGAGAGAGAGAGAGCUGUGUCUGUGCUCUUACGGCAGCAGCGCUGGAGUGUGUGUGUGAGAGAGAGUGUGUUUGGCGCAGUCAUACAGAUGCAGUGUGUGUGUGUCCUGACAGCAGCAUGUGAGUGAGUGUGUGUGUGUGUCUGUGUGUUUUGUGAGCAGGUGUUUUCGCCAGGCAUCAGAGGGAGGGACACACACACCCUCCAAAUGAGCAGCAGCACGGAGGCGGCCGGACUAUUUGCCUUUUUCUUUCGUUUUUUGUUCUUCUUCUUCCUCAUCGUGGUCGUGGGAGGUGCUUUCUCCUCUCAUCUGCUCGUGCUGUCCAUCAUCUGCCUGCUCGUCUAUUUCUCCAUCUAUCUCAUCUAUAAUUUCUCUGAUUUGUGAGCGGAGGACUGUGUGCUCUCACCUCUUCUUCUCUUCCUCCUAAGAUUGUUUGAUUGUAGUUUUUUUUCUGCUUCUCUUUCCCUGUCUUUCAUUCAUUGAUCUGCUGCUCUUUCUGAUAUUAUUCAUGCACCAGCACUCAUGUGUGUGUGAAUAAUUAAUCUGUUCAUUAAUAGAGAGUCUGAUCAGACCACAUAUACUGUGUGUGUGUGUGUGUGUGUGUGUGAGAGACCCUCCAUCAUCCUCCGCGUGUCUCUCUGCGGUCGUCUGUUAUCUGUGUCUGAGAGGACUCGCGCUGGAUGAGGGUUUGGAUGCAGCUCUUCUCUUCUGUUUCUCCUGAGGAGACUCGCUCGCUCGCUUCAUUCAUGAGUCUGGACUGCGCCGCGUCUCCAGAUGAGCAGACACACGCGCCUCUUUCUGCUCUUUUACAACUGGACUAAAUGCGGAGUGAAGCCGGUUUAGCAGAGGUGAAUGUGAACGGAUCGCCGAGCCGCCGGAGGACGUGUGCACUGUUCGAUGCUCUGAAACCAGGACACUGAAGAUCAGCAGUUCCAGAGGACACACACACACACACACACACACACACACAAGAAAAAGAGAGAUACUGCAGACCGACUGCUAUCAGUGUCCACAGUAGGGUAUGAGAGCGCUACAGCAUCAUGUGGUUUCUGAGAUGGAGGAGUGAGAGUUUGGCUAAAAACACACAAGGAUCUUCACUCCUCCAUCAUGUCCAUCUGCAUUUACCGUGGCUUAGCUCCACCCUCUCAGGAAAGGCGGGCGUGGCUUCAUAUUCUGGCUCCGCCCCCACGUCACUGGCCCCGCCCGUCGCUGCAGCAGUUGUUGGCCGUGUGUCUGCUGCUGCUGCUGCCACUGGCCGUCCAAUCACGGCGCGAGCGAGGCGGAGGGGGCGUGGCCCACUAUAUCCCAUCAUCAGUGGCUCAGUAUCCGCCCGUCUCCAAGCUGAUGCAGGGCCUGAGCAUCGCAGUGGUGCUGGUGGGGAACUCCAGUGAAGUGGCGCUCGCCGGCAUGCGUGACAAAGACGACUUUGGCCACAUGCCACUGGCGCCCAGUGUUGAGAUGGUCACAAUGAAUGAGACAGACCCCAAGAGCAUCAUCAAGAGCAUCUGUGACCUGAUGACGGAGCACUGGCUGCAGGGCGUGGUGUUCGGAGACGACACCGACCAGGAGGCCAUCGCACAGAUCCUGGACUUCAUCUCCACGCAGACACACAUCCCCAUCCUGGGAGUGAAGGGAGGCUCCUCCAUGAUCAUGGCCGCUAAGGACGAUAACUCCAUGUUCUUUCAGUUCGGACCCUCCAUCGAGCAGCAGGCGUCCGUCAUGCUCAACAUCAUGGAGGAGUACGACUGGUACAUCUUCUCCAUCGUCACCACAUACUACCCCGGCUACCAGGACUUUGUUACUAAGAUCCGCAGCACCAUUGAGAACAGUUUUGUGGGCUGGGAGCUGGAGGAGGUGCUGCUGCUGGACAUGUCUGUGGACGACGGAGACGCUAAGAUCCAGAACCAGCUGAAGAAGCUGCAGAGUCCCGUCAUCCUGCUCUACUCCACCAAAGAGGAGGCCAACAUCAUCUUCCAGGUGGCACACUCCGUGGGGCUGACGGGCUAUGGCUACACCUGGAUCGCCCCGUCUCUGGUGGCAGGAGACGCCGACCACAUCCCGGCCGAGUUCCCCACAGGCAUGAUCUCAGUGUCGUACGACGAGUGGGAUUACGGUCUGGAGGCACGUGUCCGUGACGGUGUAGCUGUGAUCGCCUCGGCCACCUCCACCAUGAUGAUAGAACGAGGGCCACACACACUGCUCAAGUCUGAGUGCCACGGGGCCCGGACAAGAAGAGCCCCAUCAAGCCCCAUCAGCAACGAGGUGCUCAGGUAUCUGAUGAACGUGACGUUCGAGGGCCGGAAUCUCUCCUUCAGUGAGGACGGCUAUCAGAUGCACCCCAAACUGGUGAUCAUCCUGCUGAACAAGGACAGACAGUGGGACAGAGUGGGUAAGUGGGAGAAUGGCUCUCUGUCGAUGAAGUUUCACGUGUGGCCACGGUUCGAGCUCUACUCUGGGACGGAGAGCCGAGAGGACGAUCAUCUGUCCAUCGUGACGCUGGAGGAGGCUCCGUUCGUGAUGGUGGAGGACGUGGAUCCACUCAGCGGCACCUGCAUGAGGAACACGGUUCCCUGCCGCAAGCAGCUCAAAACACUGAAUAAGACGGGGGAUUCUGGCAUCUACAUCAAGCGCUGCUGUAAAGGCUUCUGUAUCGACAUCCUGAAGAAGAUUGCCAAGUCUGUGAAGUUCACCUAUGACCUUUAUCUGGUCACCAAUGGCAAACACGGCAAGAAGAUCAACGGCACGUGGAAUGGGAUGGUGGGAGAGGUGGUGCUGAAGAACGCUCACAUGGCUGUUGGCUCGCUGACCAUCAAUGAGGAGAGGUCAGAGGUCAUUGAUUUCUCCGUGCCCUUCAUAGAGACGGGCAUCAGUGUCAUGGUGUCUCGGAGCAAUGGAACCGUGUCUCCGUCUGCGUUCCUCGAGCCGUUCAGUGCAGACGUCUGGAUCAUGAUGUUCGUAAUGCUGCUGCUGGUUUGUGCCAUUGCCGUAUUCAUCUUCGAAUACUUCAGUCCCGUGGGCUACAAUCGCCGUCUCAUUGACGGCAGAGAGGCCGGAGGUCCAUCAUUCACCGUCGGAAAGGCCAUCUGGCUGCUCUGGGGUUUGGUCUUCAAUAACUCUGUGCCAGUGCAGAACCCCAGAGGAACCACCAGCAAGAUCAUGGUGUCCGUCUGGGCCUUCUUUGCUGUGAUUUUCUUGGCCAGCUAUACUGCUAACCUGGCCGCAUUUAUGAUCCAGGAAGAGUAUGUGGACCAGGUGUCAGGCCUCAGCGAUAAAAAGUUUCAGAGACCCAAUGACUUCUCCCCGCCGUUUCGCUUCGGGACCGUGCCCAACGGCAGCACCGAGAGAAACAUCCGCAAUAACUACAGAGAGAUGCACUCCUACAUGGUCAAAUUCCACCAGCGCAACGUGGAUGAAGCGCUGUACAGCCUGAAGACCGGGAAGCUGGAUGCCUUCAUUUACGACGCGGCGGUGCUGAACUACAUGGCGGGCCGGGAUGAGGGCUGUAAGCUGGUCACCAUUGGCUCCGGAAAAGUGUUUGCUUCCACCGGCUAUGGCAUCGCUAUCCAGAAAGACUCAGGCUGGAAAAGACAGGUGGACCUCGCCAUCCUGCAGCUCUUUGGAGACGGUGAUAUGGAGGAGUUCGAGGCUCUCUGGCUCACCGGGAUCUGCCACCACGAGAAGAAUGAGGUGAUGAGCAGUCAGCUGGACGUGGACAAUAUGGCGGGUGUGUUCUACAUGCUGGGUGCUGCCAUGGCUCUGUCGCUCAUCACCUUCAUCGCUGAACAUGUCUUCUACUGGCACCUGCGCUUCUGCUUCAUGGGCGUGUGUAAUGGGAAACCAGGGCUCACCUUCACCAUCAGCAGGGAGAUGUACAGCUGCAUUCAUGGAGUAGAAAUCGAAGAUAAGAGUUCAGCACUCAAUUCACCCUCGGCUACCAUGAACAACACACAUUCGAAUAUCCUGCGUCUGCUGCGCACCGCCAAGAACAUGGCAUCCCUCUCCGGGGUCAACGGCUCCCCACACAGUGCACUGGACUUCAUCCGCCGAGAGUCCUCUGUGUAUGACAUCAGCGAGCACCGCAGAAGUCUGGCCGGACACUCAGACUGCAAGGCCCCAUACCUGCCUGAUGACAACAUGUUCAGUGACUACAUCAGUGAGGUGGAGCGCACCUUCGGCAACCUGCACCUGAAGGACAGUAACCUGUACCAGGACCCCUACCUGCACCACCACGGGGGCUCCACGCUGGGGCUAACGGGCCCCAACCGGCCCCACAGCCUGGGCUCCAGCAGUUCUCUGGAGGGCGGCAUGUUUGACUGUGACAGCCUUGGAGGUGGCGUAGGCCCCAUCUUUACCACACAGCCACGUUCUGCACUAACGCACAGGAACAUGAGCAAAUUUGACCUGCUUCAGAGCCAGACUCCUACGUCUGGGCCAGGACUGAAGCAGGGACUGGCUGACCUGUACGGAAAGUUCUCCUUUAAAGGUGGAGCUUCCAGUUCGGGCUACAUCGCAGGGCAAGACCGGUUCUGCGGUGGUGCAGAGGACGGAAACAUCCGCUCUGAUGUGUCUGACAUUUCCACUCAUACCGUCACCUAUGGCAAUUUAGAGGGAAACGCAAAGAAACGCAAGCAGUAUAGAGACAGCUUGAAGAAGCGUCCAGCAUCAGCAAAGUCCCGUAGGGAACUCGACGAGAUCGAGUUGGGUUACCGCCGCCGCCAGCAUCACCACCACCACCACGGGCACCGCUCGGCGUCGCCUCCGUCCGAGCGCAAACGAGGUGUGAGCUCGACCUCAUAUCUGCUACAAGACAAGGAAAGCCUGAGGGAUUUCUACCUGGAUCAGUUCCGACCCAAGGAUGGCAUCCCUCAGUGGGAGCAUGUGGAUCUUACCGAUGGCCCCAGCGGUGGAGGAGGAGGAGGCAACUGCACCAGUUUGGUGUCUGUAGACGACUUCCUGAAGAGCAAACCCAAGAAACCGGAGAGCAGCGACCGGGAAUGUCGCAGCUGUCGGGCCAGCAGCGCAGGCAGCAAGCACGGAGCUGGAGUUCUGCAUGUAGGAAGUGGCUGCGUGGCAUCGGGAGCCGCAGGAAGAGUUGGAAGCAGCCGUCCCAGUUCUGCCACUUGCAUGCGAUGUGAAGCCUGCAAGAAGUCUGGAAACCUGUACGAUAUCAGCGAGGACAGUAACCACCUGAUGGAGCAACUGGGAGGCAGUAAAGGCCAGACGCCAGCGCAGCGCCGCAGGGCCUUCAGCGGGAAGCCGCUACGCCGGCAACACUCCUACGAUGCAUUCGUAGACCUGCAGAGAGAAGAGUUUAGUGGGAUGGGUGUGCCGCCUGCAUUAUGUGCAGUACCACCGCCACGCAGCGUCAGCCUCAAGGAGCGGGAGCGCUGCAUGGAUGCCUCCUUCGCACACAUAUUCGAGCAUCCCGAGCAAGGCACGGAGCAAGACCCGCUGUUCUACGGAGCCGCCGUGAGGGGCGCAGGAUCGCCGUUUGGGUUGCAGAAUGCACCGCAUCGGCGCUCGGUGGGAGAGAGGGAUCUGAGAGACAGAGGACUCCUGGAGGGGCCUGUUCAUGCUUUAUCUAAAUCCCUCUAUCCCGAUCGAACCGACCACAACCCCUUCAUCCCUACAUUCGGAGAUGACCAGUGUCUGCUGCACGGUGCCAAGUCCUACUAUGUUACCAAGCAGCAGUCGCAGCACGGGGAUUUGCUCAGCCCCAUGGGCUUCCCUGCAGAGCUGUGCAUGGGGAACCACCACACCAGCAAGCUCAGCCUCGGUCCGCCUCGACCGUUCACCGGCAGCAACGGACACGUGUACGAGAAGCUCUCUAGCAUAGAGUCUGAUGUGUGAGAACCAGUCCAGAUUUUAGCAGGACACACAGAACUCGAAAGAACUGAAAAUGUCAUUUCCUGUGAAGUUGACGUUUGCACCGUUGGGUUCAUCUCCACGAGCUGGUGAGAAGAACGAGAGCAUAUCCAUCUGCCGAGUCAGAUGGCCAACAGAACAGCCCAGUCCUGUACCCUUGUCUUUUGUGAAGAUACAAUCAUGAAAGCAUAAUAAAUGCGCAUUGAUUUUUUUUUUUUUAAACAGGGUAAUAACUUUGACUCAGAGAAGUUGUGAAGACACUGCUGACUGGUAAUCUAUUGUUGAAAUUGGGUUUCAUUUGUCUGUUUU